Penaeus chinensis is the source of this 2149-nucleotide messenger RNA. RefSeq names its product PDF receptor-like. Gene Ontology annotation, cellular component: plasma membrane. Lineage: Eukaryota; Metazoa; Arthropoda; Malacostraca; Decapoda; Penaeidae. The record is from RefSeq and is a predicted model, not a curated record. Gene Ontology annotation, biological process: cell surface receptor signaling pathway; adenylate cyclase-modulating G protein-coupled receptor signaling pathway. The transcript is spliced from 12 exons. Bases 1 to 1356 code for a protein of 451 amino acids. Gene Ontology annotation, molecular function: G protein-coupled peptide receptor activity.
AUGGGUACAUCGGAUGGCGCGGCUAUCAUAAGGGCGUGGGAAUUCACAAGUCUCAAAGCUUGUGUGGCUUACUAUCAAGAGGAAGUGCAAGAUGGCUGGUGCAACGCAACAUGGGACAGGAUCCUCUGCUGGCCGCCCACGCCCGCCGGCACCGUGUCUCGCUUGCCGUGCCCACCGCUCAAGGGCGUGGAUCCGUCGCAGGUGGCAGAGCGGCGUUGCACAGCGGCCGCCCACUGGGAGGGGCGCACCCUGAAGGAGGGACUCGAGGGCGGCUGGACCAACUACACGCCAUGCCUCAUCCCGGAGAUCAGAGUGCUCAUGGACAAGCUCUAUGCCAAGUCCAAGGAGGAUGCGCAGCUGAAGCUUCACGUGGCUGAAGUCAGUCGGCUGAUCGAGACCGUGGGUCUUUCCCUCUCGUUGGCUUCCGUCCUCGUCUCCAUCGUCAUUUUCUCCUAUUUCAGGUCACUGAGGAACAACAGAACUCGUAUGCACUUCAACUUGUUUGUGGCGAUGGUGAUACAGCUUAUGGUGCGCCUCACACUAUACAUCGAUCAGUACAUCACACGGCAGACGAACCACCGCUCUAAUGGCAUCGACAAUACGCCCGUGCUCUGUGAGGGCUUCUACGUGUUAAUGGAGUACGCCCGCACGGCCAUGUUCCUGUGGAUGUUCAUCGAGGGACACUACCUAAACAGCAUGUUAACUGUGGCUGUGUUCACCGACCGACCUAACCAUAAAAUAUACAACCUAUUAGGGUGGGGUCUGCCCGUGCUUAUGACAGCAGUGUGGGCCGCGGUGACAGCGGUGAAACACACGGGCACUCAAUGCUGGUGGGGCUAUAACCUCAGCCCUUAUUUCUGGAUCUUGGAGGGUCCUCGUCUCACUGUCAUCAUCACAAACUUCCUGUUUCUCCUUAAUAUUCUACGUGUCCUGAUUACUAAACUACAAGCUAGCGUAUCUUCAGAAGCCCAACAAGUCAAGAAAGCAGUGCGAGCGGCGAUCGUCCUCCUCCCUCUACUGGGAAUCACCAACAGCCUCCAGAUGAUUCACUCGCCUCUGGAAGGAAAUAUCGUGGAAUUCGCCGCAUGGAGUUUUGGCACCACUUUCCUGACAGCUUUUCAGGGUUUCUUCGUGGCGCUGUUGUACUGUUUCCUGAAUAAUGAGGUCCGGAGUACGAUGGGUAAAUGCUUGUCCAAUCUAUACACGCAGAGACUGUUGCCCAAACGCUCAAAGAGGAACAUUUCCAACGGCGCUGCGCUAAGCGUGGACCUCGUGGUGGAAGAGCCCCUGACGGUCUAUAAGGACGUGAGUGGCCAAGACUGCGACGGCGGGGCGCAGGCCACCACUUCUGUAUGACACCACACUCUGUACUCCUUCUCCUCCGCUUUUUCCCUCUUUUAUCCUCAUCUCUCCUUCACCGUUGCAUCAUCGCCCGCUAUGUCAACGUUGUGCCAUCUCCCUCCUCCUGCGACGAACUCACUCGUCUUCGGGCUUUUCACGCCAGCUGCUGCCAUCUUGCGGGAGAUCUGGGAACUAUUCGCCGUCUACGCCUCCUUCAGCGCGCCAUGAGUACACCAAUCAGCCAGCCGCUCAUUUCCUCUCCAAACAACUCGCAUUUCGACAAAAGGAAAAAAAUAAAAAGAAAUUCCCCACAUACAGGACAAACCUCUCGUUCUCCCCUAUCUCAUCGCACAAACCUCCUCCUCUUAUCCACUCCUUUUGGCAACCUAUUAUACGAGGAUCGGAAGCUUGGGAGUGAUAAGCUUCUACCCCCCCCACCCCUUACUCCCUAACUCAACCCCCCAGUGGACUUACCCAGGGAAGGGACAGGUGCUUCAGGCUCUCCACAUCUCGUAGGCUUUGCAAAGGAACAAACGACGUGAAAACUUACUAUUUGUGAGAGUCCUCCCCAGAAAUAUAUAUAUAUAUAAAUCCACACUAGAUAACUAGGGCCUUUAGAUAUUACUUAACGACAGAUUAUCGUCAGCAGGAAAGAAAUUAAUUCAGAAUAUCUACCUAGAGGGUUUUUCGUGCAACAUAUAUUAGGUAGAAAAUGAGAAUGAUUCGCCAUUACGAUAGACUCCUCAUUUAUAAAGCGAACUAGAGCAUAUAUUUCGUUACUAUUUUUCCAUAAAAGGUGGUAUCUCGU